CCGACGCUGCUCGGCAGCUUCACAUCACUUCUGUCACUGCAGUGUAGGACUCUGACAACAUGAGCGGCCGCGGAAAAGGAGGAAAAGGACUCGGCAAAGGAGGCGCCAAGCGUCACCGGAAGGUGCUCCGAGAUAACAUCCAGGGAAUCACCAAACCCGCCAUCCGCCGCCUGGCUCGCCGUGGCGGUGUGAAGCGUAUCUCCGGCCUCAUCUACGAGGAGACUCGCGGUGUGCUCAAGGUGUUCUUGGAGAACGUCAUCCGUGAUGCCGUCACCUACACCGAGCACGCCAAGAGGAAGACCGUCACCGCCAUGGACGUGGUCUACGCCCUGAAGCGGCAGGGCCGCACUCUGUACGGCUUCGGCGGUUAAAUCGCACGUCUCUCCACAACAUUCAACGGCUCUUUUAAGAGCCACC
This is a messenger RNA of Scatophagus argus, 417 nucleotides long. RefSeq names its product histone H4. Lineage: Eukaryota; Metazoa; Chordata; Actinopteri; Scatophagidae. The transcript has a single exon. The record is from RefSeq and is a predicted model, not a curated record. Bases 60 to 371 code for a protein of 103 amino acids. Gene Ontology annotation, molecular function: structural constituent of chromatin; DNA binding; protein heterodimerization activity. Gene Ontology annotation, biological process: nucleosome assembly. Gene Ontology annotation, cellular component: nucleosome.